Molecule: messenger RNA, 2409 nt
Organism: Penicillium brevicompactum
Lineage: Eukaryota; Fungi; Ascomycota; Eurotiomycetes; Eurotiales; Aspergillaceae
Gene: lysF
Product: homoaconitase LysF
Exons: 4
Coding region: 1-2409 (802 amino acids)
Biological process (GO): L-lysine biosynthetic process
Molecular function (GO): 4 iron, 4 sulfur cluster binding; homoaconitate hydratase activity
Source: RefSeq, a predicted model, not a curated record
AUGACUUCCCGAUUGAUGCCCUCGGCCACCCUUGGCCGGCGCUUGCUGCGCGGCCCUGUCCCCAGCACUCUGCGACGCCUCGCCUUCACCUCGACCAGGGGCCCUGUUCCCGCGGCUCUGCAGCGUCGCACGUUCACCUCCUCGAAGCUCAGAUACCAGCAGGCCAACUCGCCCGCCUUCCACUCUCAAUUGGAAGAUCCGGCUGCCGCUGCCAUCUUCUCGUCCAUGCAGUCCGCCAAAGCGGUUCCCCAGACUUUGACCGAAAAGAUUGUCCAGAAAUACUCCGUCGGACUCCCCGAAGGAAAGUACGUCCAAUCUGGCGACUAUGUGACCAUCGCACCCCACCGCUGCAUGACCCACGACAACUCAUGGCCCGUGGCCUUGAAGUUCAUGUCUAUCGGAGCGUCCAAGAUCCACGACCCCAGCCAGGUUAUCAUGACCCUCGACCACGAUGUGCAGAACAAGACCGAGAAGAACCUCCAGAAGUACCAGCAGAUUGAGGAUUUCGCCAAGCUCCACGGAGUGGAAUUCUACGGCGCCGGACGAGGAAUCGGACACCAGUUGAUGGUGGAGGAAGGCCAUGCUUGGCCUGGAACACUCUGUGUGGCAAGUGACAGUCACUCCAACCACUACGGUGGUAUUGGAGCAUUGGGCACUCCCAUUGUUCGUACCGAUGCUUCUUCUGUUUGGGCUACCAAGAAGACAUGGUGGGCGAUUCCCCCUGUCGCCAAGGUCACCUUGAACGGUGUCCUGCCUGCCGGUGUCACCGGAAAGGACCUUAUCGUCGCCUUGUGUGGAAUUUUCGGAAAGGACGACGUCUUGAACCACGCAAUUGAGUUCACCGGCUCCGAGGAGACCAUGCGCAGUCUGCCUAUCGAUUACCGCCUGACUAUUGCCAACAUGACCACCGAAUGGGGUGCCCUCUCUGGCCUGUUCCCCAUGGAUGACGUGCUGAAGUCUUGGAUGACUGCCAAGGCCACUCUCGGAGCCAUGGGAUUAGCUGGUGGUGACGGCUCAUACAAGACCCUGGCAAGCCAAAACUUCACCCACGCUGCCAUUGAUGAGCUCUUCGCCAACCCCCUGAAGGCCGACAAGGGAGCCAAGUACGCCAAGGAGCUGUUCAUCGAUCUGGCCUCGCUUACUCCCUACGUCUCUGGCCCCAACUCGGUUAAGGUGGCUACUCCGCUGAGCGAGCUGGAGGCUGCUGACAUCAAGGUCAACAAGGCCUACCUGGUUUCUUGCACCAACUCCCGCGCCUCUGACAUCUGUGCCGCCGCUCAAGUUUUCCGUGAAGCUACCGAGAAGAACGGAGGCCAGGUCGCCAAGAUUGCCGAGGGCGUCGAGUUCUACAUCGCCGCCGCGUCUAUUCCCGAGCAGCGUGCUGCCGAGGAAGCUGGUGACUGGCAGGUCCUGCUUGAUGCCGGUGCCACCACUCUCCCUGCCGGGUGUGGUCCCUGCAUUGGUCUCGGCACCGGUCUGCUUGAGCCUGGUGAGGUUGGCAUCAGUGCCUCUAACCGAAACUUCAAGGGCCGCAUGGGAUCCAAGGACGCCCUUGCUUACCUUGGCAGUCCCGAGGUCGUGGCUGCCAGUGCUCUGAGCGGAAAGCUCAGCGGCCCUGGCUGGUACAAGGCCCCCGAAGGCUGGGAUGGUGUUAAGUUUGGCGAAGGCGACGGCAUCCGCGAGGAAGAUCGUAUGCUCACAACCGAGGAGGCCCUUGAGAAGCUUCUUGGCCAGAUGGACGACCUCGUGGCCGAUGGCGAGAAGCGCUUCACCCCCGCCGAGUCUGCCGAGUCUACCGAGGUCGGAGAAACUGCCUCUGAAGACUCCCUCACUGAGCUUUACCCUGGCUUCCCCGAGAGCGUCUCCGGCGAGAUCGUCUUCUGUGAUGCCGACAAUGUCAACACUGACGGAAUUUACCCCGGCAAAUACACAUACCAAGACAACGUCUCGGAAGAGACAAUGGCUCAAGUCGUCAUGGAGAACUACGACGGUGAAUUUGCCAAGAUCGCCAAGCAAGGCGACAUCCUCGUCUCUGGCUUCAACUUUGGCUGCGGUAGCUCCCGUGAGCAGGCUGCCACUGCCAUUCUCGCCAAGAAGAUUCCCCUUGUUGUCUCCGGCAGCUUCGGUAACAUCUUCUCCCGCAACAGUAUUAACAAUGCCCUGAUGGGUCUCGAGGUCCCUCGCCUCAUCAGCCGUCUGCGCGAGACCUUCAACGCUGGCGACAAGGCCCUGACCAUCCGUACCGGAUGGACUCUGACUUGGGAUGUCCGCCGCAGCCGCAUUGAGGUCCAGGAGGGUCCUAAUGGCCCCAAGUGGACCCACAAGGUCGGUGAGCUCCCUCCCAAUGUGCAGGAGAUCAUUGCCAAGGGAGGUCUCGAGAAGUGGGUUAAGAACGCCAUCGGUGCCUAA